Molecule: messenger RNA, 2167 nt
Organism: Microbotryum saponariae
Lineage: Eukaryota; Fungi; Basidiomycota; Microbotryomycetes; Microbotryales; Microbotryaceae
Source: the annotation of a GenBank genome assembly
AUGUGCCCCUCCGCAGCCGCUUCCUCCGACCCUCCCGCCGUGCCUAGGACGACGGGCGAGGCGCCUUCCAACUUCCAGGCCGUCGACGCCCACGCCCCUUCCGCGCCCGAAGUCGCCGAGAAGCGACAGCAAGCAACGAAUGGCCCAGCCGCCGCGGCGGGGAUCGAGAUCAAGAAUCCGUACUCGAGUCGCUACGCCGACUUUUUGUCCAACGUCAGUCCACGCGCCGAUCCUUGGGUUCGCUUCUUGUCGUUGGAUUACACGUUGGGCUGUCUCUGGCACGAGGGGAUGGGGUCCUGUUCCGAACUGGACGGACAUAGGGCGUGGAUUAGAGCCGUGCGAGUGUCGCAGUGCACGCGAGCUCUGGACUCGGACGACGGGCCGCGGCGGAGCAAUCGGAGCGGGAACACGGCCGUUCUGUUGCACGAGCACAUGACUGACGUAUACCUUUUACGGUGCAUCGCGCAGACGUCCAACUGGAAGAUCAUCGAGUCGACAUUGCGAGGUGAGUACGCGAUUCCCGAGCUGCGAGCCGUGUGGCCCACGACGACGACGGCGAUGACGCCGACAGACGUCCUCCAUAAACCGAGUCAACGCGGUCAAUCGCACUCAAAACUCGGAAUUGCUGGAGCAUCACUAGCAAUCGGAAUCAGAAACCUGACAGCUUACUCCGUAACCCCUUCUUUCCGCGUUCCUACAGAGGGUGAACAGUUCGCCAACGCCUUCUUCGACACCGAGACCAAGAUGAAGAUCGCCCAGGCCCUGUCCGACUUUGGUGUCGAGUACAUCGAGAUCACCUCCCCCGCCGCGUCCGAACAGUCGCGCGCCGACUGCGUCAAGAUCUGCCAGAUGGGGCUCAAGUCCAAGAUCCUCACCCACAUCCGAUGCCACAUGGACGACGCCCGAAUCGCUGUCGAGACGGGUGAGCCGCCCGCCCGCUUCCUACAGGAGCCUCUCCACCGACAGACCAGAGCAACCUGCUGACGUGUACCGUGACUCCCCCUCAGGUGUCGAUGGUGUCGAUGUCGUCAUUGGCACUUCGUCCUUCUUGCGCAAGUACUCGCACGGCAAGGACAUCACCUACAUCAUCAAGUCCGCGAUCGAGGUGAUCGAGUUCGUCAAGAGCAAGGGCAUCGAGGUGCGCUUCUCCUCGGAGGACUCGUUCCGCUCCGACCUCGUCGACCUCCUUUCCAUCUACCGCGCUGUCGACAAGAUCGGCGUCAACCGUGUCGGUAUCGCCGAUACGGUCGGGUGCGCCAACCCUCGCCAGGUCUACGAUCUCGUCCGAACGCUUCGCGGCGUCGUCUCGUGCGACAUCGAGUGCCACUUCCACGAUGACUCGGGCUGCGGUGAGUAUGGAGAGAGCCAUUUGUUUCGUGCAAGUGGAUGUGGUUUGACUAAUUGGGCCAAAUUCGGAUAUUCUCCUCAUAGCUGUUGCCAAUGCCUUCUGCGCGCUCGAGGCUGGUGCGACCCACAUUGACACAUCCGUCCUCGGUAUCGGAGAGCGGAACGGUAUCACUGUGAGUAUACAUCGCUUAGACCAAUGUAUGAUACUCGAAUGAGGCUAACUGACAAUCUCCAUCUUGUAUCUCCUGCGAAUCAGACGCUCGGUGGCCUUAUCGCGCGCAUGUACGUCGUCGACCCCGAAUACGUCAAGAGCAAGUACAACUUGCCGAUGUUGCGAGAAGUCGAGAACCUCGUCGCGGACGCUGUGCAAAUCUCGGUCCCUUUCAACAACCCCAUCACCGGGUUCUGCGCGUUCACGCACAAGGCCGGUAUUCACGCCAAGGCGAUCCUCGCGAACCCGUCGACGUACGAGAUCCUCAAGCCCGAGGACUUCGGCAUGUCGCGGUACAUCGAUAUUGGUUCUCGAUUGACGGGCUGGAAUGCGGUCAAGAGCCGUGUCGAACAACUCGGAUUGGUGCUCUCGGACGACCAAGUCAAGGACGUGACGGCCAAGAUCAAGGAGUUGGCCGACGUGCGAACACAGUCGAUGGACGACGUCGACACCGUCCUGCGCGUGUACCACCGAGGCGUGACUUCCGGAGCGCUCAAGUUGAGGCAACCGCAGGUGUUUGACGAGUUGUUGGCCGAGCACAAGAGCGAGGUCUCGUCCGAUGCUGAGGACACCCCGGCGCCGAACAAGGUCGCUGCCAACGGUCACUAG